Archocentrus centrarchus (flier cichlid) is the source of this 1577-nucleotide messenger RNA. RefSeq names its product transmembrane protein 120A-like. Bases 1 to 1167 code for a protein of 388 amino acids. The transcript has 13 exons. Gene Ontology annotation, biological process: fat cell differentiation. Gene Ontology annotation, cellular component: membrane. The record is from RefSeq and is a predicted model, not a curated record. Lineage: Eukaryota; Metazoa; Chordata; Actinopteri; Cichliformes; Cichlidae.
AUGGCCCUGCCAGAGCAACCGUUGUUUAGCUGUUCAGCUUUGUCGCAGACUAAUGGUACAACUGUUGCUCAGUCGAGUCUGAUUAUUGACCAACUCCGAGAGGUUUCCUUAUGCCAGAGUGGAAAAAUGUUUAGUCCAGCUGGUUUAUCGGAGUGUUUGCGCGAAUGGGAGGAUUUAGAGAAGGACUACCAACAAAUUCAGGACACCCAUCGUCUAUAUAAACAGAAACUCGAGGAAGUGACCAAACUGCAGGACAGUUGCUCCAGCGCUAUUGCACGUCAGAGGAAGAAACUGAAAGAGCUCACCGCAUCGCUAGAAGAAUGCAAAGCAAAUUCUUCAACAGCCAAAUUAAGCCCAAAGGAGGUGGAUGCCAUCGCGGAAAUCAAGGACUCCAUUAAAGACAGAACUCAUAAUUUCUUUGAGAUGGAAGCAUUUCUCCCAAAGAAGAAUGGGUUAUAUCUCAGUCUUGUUCUAGGAAAUGUCAAUGUAACACUCCUCAACAAACAGGCAAAAUUCGCCUACAAAGAUGAAUAUGAGAAAUUUAAACUGGUCCUCACCGUCAUCCUCUUCGUAUUUUCUUUCACGUGUCGCUUUUUGUUAAGCUACAGGGUCCUCGAUGCCCUGUUCAAUUUCCUGUUGGUGUGGUACUACUGCACACUCACCAUCCGGGAGAGUAUCCUCAUCAGCAACGGCUCAAGGAUCAAAGGCUGGUGGGUUUUCCAUCACUAUGUGUCUACGUUCUUGUCUGGAGUCAUGCUCACUUGGCCUGAGGGGGCUCUCUACCAGAUGUUUAGAAACCAGUUCCUAAGCUACUGUCUAUACCAAAGCUUUGUCCAGUUCCUCCAGUACUACUAUCAAAGUGGCUGUUUGUACAGACUCAGAGCACUGGGAGAGAGACAUAACAUGGACCUUACAGUCGAGGGUUUCCAGUCCUGGAUGUGGAGAGGCUUGACCUUCCUCCUUCCCUUUUUGUUCUUCUAUCAUUUUUGGCAGCUCUACAACAGCAUAACACUCUUCAGGAUGUUCCAGCUCCCAGAGUGUAAAGAAUGGCAGGUUUUGAUGUGCGGCUGCUCUUACUUGGUGCUCUUCAUGGGAAACGUCUUCACCACGCUGGCAGUGGUUUACCAGAAAUACAUGAACAAUCAGGACAAGUCCAAAAGCAUGUAAAUACCUGAUGAGAUGGCAACGCCAAGAAUCCAUUCUAUUCAUGGAACGCUGAAUUUACAAAAUUAUAACCACGUUAAUCUUUUCUGUAAGAGCACUUUGCCUCAAUUAUUGUCCAUGUGUUUACAUAUACUGCUGCUUCUAUCAAUGUGCAUCUAAUUUCAGGUCCUUUUCAUUUCAUUUUUUGCUAACUGUUGGUUAAAGUGUUACCAUAUUGACUUGUUUAAAAAAAACAAAGGAAUCAGGUACUUUGUCGGUCUUACUCAGUUACACUGUGAGAUUGUUGGAUUAUGUCUUGGUCUGACUUUUGUUGCUUGUUAUUUACAUCGUAUUUAUUUAGGAAAGUAUAAAGUUUCUCACUCAGGAGCUGCUUUUUAUCUUAGCCUCACACUGCUGAAUAAAAAAAAAAAACC